Messenger RNA from Paramecium primaurelia, 568 nucleotides. Lineage: Eukaryota; Ciliophora; Oligohymenophorea; Peniculida; Parameciidae. The record is from the annotation of a GenBank genome assembly.
GUAUUACAAUUGAAGAAUGAAAUCGGUUAGUUGGAUCCUAAAAAUCUUUAUAUACAGGACUUGUGCUGAAAGGGUAUUACUUACCAAAAUUCAAAUCUGCCUGCAUUAAAAGCGAGUAUUUAUUAGGAGUUACUUUAAUGAUAGUGAAAAGCAAAUAUAUAUCACAAUAGCAUACCUUAUUAAAAAAGCCACAAAAAUAGAUAUAUAUAGAGAUAUUAAUUGGUUGGUUAAGAAAUAAACUUAGGUUUUACAUCGUAAAAGCUACCAGGAGAGAAUGGUUGAUUAAUGUGCUCUAUUUUGUUUCCCCUAAUCGUUCGUAUUUCAAAUAACUCACCACAAAUCAGUUAAAAGGACUAACUUAAUAAGAUAUUAUAGUAUUUGUAUAUUUAUAUAUUUAAUGAAAGCAUAAAGGGUUAAAUACAUAAAUAUUUAGAUCAAAAAGAUUUCGUAUUUUAAAACUACAUUUGAGCAGCGCAUAGAAAAAAAAAUAAAGUAAAAUAAAAGAUCAAAUUCAGAAAAUAUAUACAUAAUACAUAAAAAGAAAUAAUCAAUGUAAAUUAAUUAUUGA